Molecule: messenger RNA, 423 nt
Organism: Scutellospora calospora
Lineage: Eukaryota; Fungi; Glomeromycota; Glomeromycetes; Diversisporales; Gigasporaceae
Source: the annotation of a GenBank genome assembly
AUGGAUCAAAGCGAAAGUAACCAAAGCAAUCAAAAUCAUCAUGAAUAUAUUCAAGACAACCAUGAAAGCGAUUAUAAUUAUGAAAAUGACCAAAGUUACCAAUAUGAUUAUGAAAGUAAUCAAAAUGGCUUCAAUUUGACAAAAUCUCUCAAUGGAUAUUUUGUAAAUAUUGUAAAUGUUACAAUAAAUCAAACACUUUUGGAACAACAUAAAGAUGCAAUAAGACUUGAUGCUGCUGAAAAAACAGUUAAUAAAGAAUUGGAACAACUUACAGAAAAAAAUAAAAAUCAUAUAAUUGGAAUUGCAAAAAUUGUAUAUACUCUUGUACAACAAGAUAUACCACUAGCUAAACUUCUAUAUAUGGUUCAAUUAUCUCAUGAAUUAGAGUCUUUAUUUAUUUGUAUCUGUAAUGAUUGGAUGUAA